Messenger RNA from Didymosphaeria variabile, 573 nucleotides. RefSeq lists its product as uncharacterized. The record is from RefSeq and is a predicted model, not a curated record. The coding region runs from base 1 to 573 and encodes 190 amino acids. The transcript has a single exon. Lineage: Eukaryota; Fungi; Ascomycota; Dothideomycetes; Pleosporales; Didymosphaeriaceae.
AUGAACGAAUUCUCGCUAGGCGAAUCGAUAGCAGCGCUCCAAUCAAUAAUGCUCUACGGGAUAAUGCGCGUCACGAUCUCCGGCCGUAGCUACUCCGAGAUCAACUCUAGCAUUGUCCGAACAAUGGAGAAACUCUCGUUCCGAUGGUCCGCGCUUACCGCCACUCCUUUCAGCACUCGUCAUACCCGCGACACGCGACCUACAUGGGAGGAAUGGAUCUGCGAGGAAACACGUCGGAGGAUCUCAGUGACUUGCUUCCUCCUCGCACUCACCAUCGGCAACGACCCUUCCAACCCAAUCGUCAAUCCUAAUAACCACAUCCUCCCCGCUAGCAAGGCGCUUUGGGAAGCCCGCACUCGGGCGGCGUGGGAACGGCUUUACGUCCAACAACAAACCAGCGACAGCGCACCGCGCCUCGAAACCGUGGGCGACUUUAUAAUCGCGAAGCUAGGUGGCGUAGGGCGGAGUAAAAGCGACAUGAGUGCAGACCUUGUGGAUGAUAUGAUAGGGAAGUGGUACGCAGAGAUGGACGGAUUGGGCAUGAUGCUUGCUGCUGUUGUUGCUAGUCUGUAG